UAUGGGAAACGAAACGGGAAGGUUGUAAGCUUGCAGCAAGUACAGUUCCAGUACAGAAUUUAAUGUAAAUAAACAAAGUCAAAGGAACCGCUUCAACAUCAGAUGUGUUCCUCAAAACUAUGUUUUGUAUGUCUAACACUAUUUGUGCUGUCAUUUUUACCUGAACAAAGUACUUGUAAAGAAACUGAGCAAAACAAAUUGUAUGAUAAAGUCAUCCCCAAACCUAUCAAACCAAACGAAGAAACACUGAAACAGAUCAUUCUUCAGAACUCAAGUAAUAUGUCGGAACAUGAGAGACUUGUAAAGAGGGAAUAUUUUAUUUCUAAGUUAUUUGAAGAUUUUGGUAAUGAAAAUGGUGUGUUGACACAUGAUGGACUGGACAAAAUGUUAACACAGUUAGGUUUUAAAGUUGAUCCUGUUGAUAAAGAUCAUGAUCACAGCGAAGACCAUCAUCACAAUCACUUUGAAAAUGAGCACAAACAUUCAGAAGAGGAAGAUCAGACUCCCAGGAAUAAAGAUAAAAGAUCUUUGAAAAUUACUUCAAAAAAUGACAGUUCUGUUAAAGAAAAAUACAAUGUUGACAGUUUGUUACAUGAGUAUGGAUAUACAGCUGGUAUAACAAGGAACCAGUUUGUUAGCUUUUGUCCUGGGUUUCUGUUCAUGUUGAUGGGUUUAGAGCAUGCAGAUGAACAUGAUCACAAUGGAAUUCAUCAACAUCUGAAUACAUCAGAGAGUAGCUACCGUCUCCCAAAAGUAUGGGGAUUCAGCUGUCUGUCAGUGACUGUCAUCAGUUUAGUAGGACUACUUGGUGUAACUGUGAUUCCUAUCAUGCAGAAAGUCUUCUAUAAUCACCUGUUACAGUUUUUAGUAGCGUUAGCUGUUGGAGCCCUCUCUGGGGAUGCUAUGUUACAUCUCAUUCCUCAUGCAUUCCAAAGUGGACAUUCCUCGCAAGGUGAACAUGAUUCACAUGACAACUCACAGCAUAUGUCAUCUGUAUUGAAAGGGUUGUGUGGGCUUGGAGGAAUCUAUUUCUUUUUUCUUAUAGAAAGACUCUUGACAAUACAUACACAAGAAAAACGGAAAAGAAAAAAGGGUAAAUCUAAAUACACAAAUAACAAGACAGUAUUUAGUAAGGAACAACACACCAGUUUUAUAGGACAAACAAGAAAAAUCAAUGAACCUGAUUGUGAAGAUAUGAUAAUGGGCAUUCAUCCUGGACACAAAGCUUUGAAGAAUUAUGCGGAAGAAUCUCACAAUACAGACUGUCACAAGCUGGAUGAUAUGAGUGAAGAGGACAAUCAUGUCAACUGCAAGAAGUCUACAGAAGAGGAAGAGCCAACGCUAGUAUUAAGUCAUUCGCAUGGUGGUCACGGUCAUAGUCACUGUCACAAAGUACCCAAGACAGUGGCUGCUAUUGCUUGGAUGGUCAUUAUUGGUGAUGGAAUCCACAACUUUUCUGAUGGUUUAGCUAUAGGUGCAGCUUUUGCAGAUAGUUUAACAGGAGGAUUGAGUACAUCUAUCGCUGUAUUCUGUCAUGAACUACCUCAUGAAAUAGGUGAUUUCGCUGUUUUGUUAAGAGCGGGGAUGACUGUUAAACAAGCCCUGGUAUAUAACUGUGUAUCGUCUGUUCUUGCCUUCAUGGGUAUGUGUAUUGGUAUUUUCAUUGGUAAUAUAGAUGGUGCUAGUCUAUGGAUUUUCGUUGGAGUAGCUGGCAUGUUCCUGUACAUUGCUUUAGUUGAUAUGCUUCCACAGGUGUCGGAUGUUGAUACAAAGAAGGGAGAGCAUCCGCUGUGUCAUCUUUUGUUACAGAUUUCAGGAAUGUUGUUAGGAGGUGGAAUAAUGUUUCUCAUUGCUAUAUUUGAACAUGAUAUGAAGAAUAUCUUCUGAUAUGAAUCAGCUGAUCAAACUAUAAGAUAGUGCAUCCACAAACUGGUAACCUAAAAGAAUGACUGAUGAUGUAGUAUGUGUAUGAGGGUUUAUGUGGAGAUAGUUAUUGAUUUGCAUUAAACCAAUUUUAGAAAUCCUUUGUGAACAGAUGAAAUCUCGAGAAUUUUUUCCUUUUAUUUGGUGUAUCUUUUUUUAGACAGUAUACUUAUUAUGGAAUUAUAUUAAAUGAAAUUGAACAAUGGUCUUCAUUGAAUAGAAGUGGUUCAUAAUAUUGCUUCUAUUUAUAUGUGCAUUUAUAUUUUAUUUUCCUUUCACCUCAACAAAGUUGAAGAAGUGAGAAUUUUCAGUCGCUGUUUCCUCAGGCCUGGUCAAUGAUUUGUAUAAGUUUGUGAUUAGGUCAGUUUAAAGGAAACUAGUAAUGGUAUGUCAAUGAUAUUUGGUAGUUGCAUACGAAUCCCAUUUCCAUGGAGAUUAUUUGGCCCACCUUCUCAUUCAUGGUACUUUUGAUUAGUUUAUAUGUAAAGGUUUGUGAUUAGAUCAGUUUAAGAUGAACCACUAAUGGUAAGUCAAAAUUGUUUGGUAUGCAUUAGCAAAUCUUAUUUCCAUGGGUAUAUAUGCCCUUGCUCAGUCAUGUUGCAAAGACUUUUGUACUUUUGCACAGUUUUCACAUUUGUGAUAAGUUAAGUUUUAAGGAGAAUUUUAAUGAUCUGUCAAUGAUAUUUGAUAUGCAGCUGUAUUAGCAUUGCCAUAUCUUAUUUUCACAGCAAUAUUUUGGCUCAGCACCUUCAGUCAUGGUUCCUUGACUUUGAAUGUUUUUGAUUGUUUACAUGUUAAAUAUUGCCAUUUUUAUUUCAAAUUUGAAUUUUACUGUCAAAAUGUAUACAUCAUGUACAUACAGAUGAGACAGUUUUGUUAAGUAUACCUUUACAGUUCUCAGUUAAGGAGUUUAAAAAAAUACAUUAGAAAAAUAUAUGAUUUAUGUCCAUGUCAAUUGUUGUCUUUACAUGUAACUAUAAUUGGGAUUGGAAUGACAAGAGAAAUGGAGAAUAAGUGACAAGUCUAAAAUUAGUUUAUAUAUAUUUUAAAAGUAUCUGUUUAUUUUUUGUUUUUAAGUUGUGUGUGUUUUUUUUUUUUGUGGGGUGGGGGGUAGGGGUUUGAUGCUUUUAAGAUGAAAUGUUAUAUUAGAAUUGUGUGUGAUGAAAAAUCUUGUCCAUGUAUUCAAAGUUAAAAGGUAUGGAUUUAAAAGAUGUUUAAUGAUGAGAUUAAAGAAUUUGUAAACUUGAAAAGUUCAAUUCUAAGUAUUCCUAUUUCAUUAAUGUUGUAUUAUUUUUUAUUGACUUUAAAUGCAUUGAUGUUAUGAACAUCUUAUAUUUUGUGGACCAUUUUUUGCAUAUUGGUUAAAGGUAUCAUUUAGGUGGUUUUAUAAUAUCAAAUAUGUCCUUUUACAAUAUUUGUUUUGUAGAUACUCAUUAGAUGACAAUGAUUACAGACUACAGUAUUUUUUAUGCCCCGCCGUAGCGGUGGGGGCAUUAAGUUUUACCCUUGUCCGUCUGUACGUACUUCCCAAAAUUGGUUUCCGUUCUCUAACUUGAGCUUGCCUCAAACAAAAGUUAUGAAACUUAUACACAAUGCUUAUUACCACAAAACAUAGAUCAAGUUUGAAUAUUGGUGGCGUCACUGUAACCGUUCUAGAGUUAUGCCCCUUUAUAAAUGGAAAAAUUGCAAAAUUUUAGUUUCCGUUCUGUAACUUAAGUUUGCCUCUAUCAAAUGUUAUGAAACUUAUAGACAAUGCUAAUUACCACAAAACACAGAUCGAGUAUGAAUUUUGGUGGCGUCACUUUAACCGUUCUAGAGUUAUGCUCCUUUAUAAAUGGAAAAAUUGCAAAAUUUUUAGUUUCCGUUCUCUUACUUAAGUUUGCCUCGACCAAAUGUUAUGAAACUUAUACACAAUGCUAAUUACCACACAACACAGAUCAAGUUUGAAUUUUGGUGGCGUCACUUUAACCGUUCUAGAGUUAUGCCCCUUUAUAAAUGGAAAAAUUGCUAAAUUUUUAUUUUCUUCUAAAUAUCAAGUAAAUUUUAAAAUUGGAGUUAUCUUCCUUUGUCCAUGAUUAUAGUUGAAUCAACUACAAUCAAUGCUUUAUACAAUGCAAUGUUUAAUUUUGACUUUCACUGAUAAAACACAGAUUAAGUUGAAUUUGGGUAGUGUCACUUUAACCAUUAUUGAGUUAUGCCCCUUUAUAAUUCGAAAGAUUGCAAAAUUUUUAGUUUCCAUUCUGUUACUUAAGUUUGCCCCAACCAAACAUUAUGAAACCUAUACACAAUAUUCAUUACCACAAAACUAAGAUCAAGUACAAAUUUUUUGUUUCUGUUUUCUAUCUUUAGUUUGCCUCAACCAAAUGUUAUGAAACUUAUACACAAUGCUUAUUACUACAUAAUACAGAUUAAGUACGAAAUUUGGUGGCGACACUUUCACCAUUCUUGAGUAAUGUCCCUUUAUAAACAUAAAAAUUGCUGAAUUUUUCGUUUUCGUUCUCUAACUUUAGUUUGUCUCAACCAAAUGUUAUAAAACUUGUACACAACAGUUCUAGAGUUAUGCGUGUUUACAUCACAGUUUUUUAGUUUCUGUUCUCUACUUAAGUUAGCCUCAACCAAAUGUUAUGAGACUUAUACACAAUGCUUAUUACUACAAAACUCAGAUCAAGUUUAAAUUUGGGUAGCGUCACUUUUACCGUUCUUCAGUUAUGUCCCUUCAUAACUAUAUGAUAUGCAAGCAGGGGCAUCAUCUGUGUCCACAUGUGGACACUAUCCACAUUUAUUCUCCUCUCAUACAGCCAGUUCUUAGUAGUGUGAUGUGGCCUUGUGAUAGAGAUGAUCUCUUGUGAGGUUUCAAUUACCGAAAAAAUACUGCCUAUAGGAACAAUUCAUUUUGCAUAAUAACAUGUGCCCCCUCAAAUUGGGCCUUAUUGGGGAAGGACAACCUUUACAGUAACAUGUAUUUUAUAAGAAUUGUAAUUAUUCCCCUUGCUACAAAGUACAGAAAGGGUAUAUAGUUUUUUCAUUUCAGAUACUUUUUAUCCAAUUACAAUCAUGCAUAUAUUUAUGCUCACAUAUAAUAAGAGAAGGAUCUCAUUGAUUUUGAGGUCAUUACCUCAAAAGUCAAGGUCGCAAUUAUUAAAAAUAGACCAAAAUUUGUGCAAAAAGUGGUUUCCUAAUCGCCGAAGUAGUUUAUAUCAGAUUGCAACCAUACGUGAAUUAAUGCUCACACAUAUAAUGAGAUAUUUAAAUUCUAGAGGUGUUGACCCAUAAAAUGAUAAAGGUAAUAAUAAAUUCGCUUUAUACAUGGAUUAGUUCUCAUCAUUUUGUGUUUCCCUUAAAGCCUCUGAUCAAUACAUGUAAAAAGACAAAAUAAGUACAGGUAUAAUAUAACAUUGGUGUUUGAAUUGUAGUGCCGAAAAGAAAUUUGUUUUAUAUAUAUUUAGUUCACCUAUACCAGGGGACCAGUUUGACAUACAUGAAUUUUAUGGUCACUCGGUGUUGACCAUUAUUGUUAAUGUUUUGGCCUACCUAGGCAGAAAUAUCUGAUGACCCAUUGCCAUUAUUUUGUGUUCAACCAUCAUUCAUUGUUAACCUAACAGCUUGCCAAGCCCUAAAGGCUAAUGUGACACAUUGUUAUGAUUUUAUGUUCAACCAUUUUAUAUGAUAAAGCCCAUAGGGUUAGAAGGAGGUAUUGUUUUUCACUUUGUGUUCAGCAAUCUUUUAUUGCUGAUAUAAAAAAAUCUAUUUAUUCUGCAAUUGGAUACAUUGGUAUCACCUAUGUGGUCCAAAUGUUUGGUCAUUUAUUUUUUUUUAUCAAAUCAAGUUUAUUGAUUUGAUUCAAGUUUAUUGAUUUGAUUCAAGUUUUUCUCAAUAAAAGUUAUAAUUACAAUCCUUUGUAUAUCUCAAUUUGUGUACUGUUUUAUAGCUAUACAAGUCAAAGACCAGUUACUGUUAAUUAUCAGUUACCAUCAUCUGACAUUUAAUGUAAUGACAGCUCACUGCGUAAAUAAGGCAAAGUGCUGUUAUCUUCAUACAUAAGCUUUACACAUGGAUUAGUUCUCAUCAUUUUGUGUUUCCCUUAAAGCCUUUGAUCAAUACAUGUAAAAAGACAAAAUAAGUUCAGUUAUAAUUUAACAUUGGGGUUUGAAUUGUAGUGCCGAAAAGAAAUUUGUUUUAUAUAUAUUUAGUUCACCUAUACCAGGGGACCAGUUUGACAUACAUGAAUUUUAUGGUCACUUCGGUGUUGACCAUUAUUGUGAAUGUUUUGGCGUACCUAGGCAGAAAUAUAUGAUGACCCAUUGCCAUUAUUUUGUGUUCAACCAUCAUUCAUUGUUAACUUAACAGCUUGCCAAGCCCUAAAGGCUAAUGUGACACAUUGUUAUGAUUUUAUGUUCAACCAUUUUAUAUGAUAAAGCCCGUAGGGCUAGUAGGAGGUAUUGUUUUUCACUUUGUGUUCAGCAAUCAUUUAUUGCUGAUAUAAAAAAAUCUAUUUAUUAUGCAAUUGGAUACAUUGGUAUCACCUAUGUGGUCCAAAUGUUCGGUCAUUUAUUUUUUUAUCAAAUCAAGUUUAUUGAUUUGAUUAAAGUUUUUCUCAAUAAAAGUUAUAAUUACAAUCCUUUGUAUAUCUCAAUUUGUGUACUGUUUUAUAGCUAUACAAGUCAAAGACCAGUUACUGUUAAUUAUCAGUUACCAUCAUCUGACAUUUAAUGUAAUGACAGCUCACUGUGUAAAUAAGGCAAAGUGCUGUUAUCUUCAUACAUGUUAUUUUUCAUUAUAAAAGGUCUUUUUUAAUUGAUCCAUAUAGAACAGGAAAAGUUUUCUAUUUCUUAUUGCCUAGUGGUGAGACAUGAAUGAGGCAACAUGACAUCCUUUAUGAUUAUUCCAUAGAAUAGCACACACUUGUGUUUGCUGGUAAAGAUUUAAAGUCUCAGUUUAUUGUGCUAGACCUACCUUUUGCAACCUUUCAGUUGUUACAAUAUUUUCAUCCAGACUUCCUGUUAAACAAUUCAAGAAAUGCUGUGAAUUUCUUACAGCGACUGGUACAAGACCAGAAUCUAUGCUUACAAAAAAAUGUAUAUGUUAGGAAAUCUAGAUCUGGUGUGACCUAAAUACUCAACAUUUAGUUCACUGAGCACUUGUUUGGACUGCCAAUUUAUUGUAUUCCAUUUAUGAAGAACAUAUCACUUUUUUUUAUUUUCAUAAUGUAAGGGGGUUGAAAAUUAAAUUUUUGAAGAUGUUUUUGUGUUUAUUGUACAUGUACCUGUGUGGUUUAUUUUUAGAUGUCAUUAUUGAUUAAAUGUAUCAAAAUCUUAAUAAAUUUUAUACAUCUA
Messenger RNA from Mytilus californianus (California mussel), 7256 nucleotides. RefSeq names its product zinc transporter ZIP6-like. NCBI's taxonomy places the organism in Eukaryota, Metazoa, Mollusca, Bivalvia, Mytilida, Mytilidae. Bases 103 to 1887 code for a protein of 594 amino acids. The transcript is spliced from 9 exons. Gene Ontology annotation, biological process: zinc ion import across plasma membrane; intracellular zinc ion homeostasis. Gene Ontology annotation, molecular function: zinc ion transmembrane transporter activity. Gene Ontology annotation, cellular component: membrane. The record is from RefSeq and is a predicted model, not a curated record.